Messenger RNA from Lolium rigidum, 3865 nucleotides. Its product is annotated as MDIS1-interacting receptor like kinase 2-like. Lineage: Eukaryota; Viridiplantae; Streptophyta; Magnoliopsida; Poales; Poaceae. Gene Ontology annotation, molecular function: ATP binding; protein binding; protein kinase activity. Gene Ontology annotation, biological process: hormone-mediated signaling pathway; protein phosphorylation. The record is from RefSeq and is a predicted model, not a curated record. Gene Ontology annotation, cellular component: plasma membrane. Bases 53 to 3592 code for a protein of 1179 amino acids. The transcript is spliced from 2 exons.
UGAGCUUCGAGGAGACGCAAAAAACAGAGCCAAUUCCUAUCCUAGCCUAGCCAUGAAUUCUUCCAAAAUACUUGCCACCAUACUCAUGAUGGUCACCACCACAACACUUCUCUCGGAGGCCGCGGUUGUGCCAUCGCUUGAACGACAAGCAAGAGCACUCCUCUCUUGGAAAGCCACACUAACCAACGAAAGCCAAGACUCCUUACAGUCCUGGGGAAACAUUUCGUCAUCGCCUUGUACUUGGCGUGGCAUCCGGUGCGCAAAAUGGCGACACCCACCGGUGAUCACCAGCCUCUCUCUACGUGGGAUGCGGCUGAGAGGGAAGCUGGAGUCCAUCGACUUCUCGUCCCUGAGUACGUUGAUGACCCUCGACCUCUCACACAACCAGCUCACUGGGAGCAUUCCUUCGAGUAUGGAGCAUCUUAGGGAUCUCCAUGCUCUGCUUCUGCACUUCAAUCAGUUAAGAGGCUCAAUUCCACCUGCUUUAGCAAACCUCACAAAGCUCACAACCCUGGGUCUCUCCAAUAAUAAGCUUGUAGGAUCGGUUCCUCGAGAAAUCGGGAAUUUAGCAAGGCUGAAAGAGCUCAACCUUAGUGUAAACCAACUAGAAGAUUAUAUUCCAACUACUAUAGGAAACUUAACACAACUAUCUGCUCUGCAUCUUCAUACUAACAAGUUCAUUGGAUCCAUACCUCCAGAAAUGAGUAAUUUGGUAAACCUGGAAGAUUUGCAACUUGGGUUGAACCAACUUGCAGGUUCCAUUCCAGCAAACUUGGGAAAUUUGACUAAACUCGCCAUGUUGUAUCUCUGGGGUAACAACUUGUCUGGCCACAUCCCUAAAGAACUAGGUCGUUUGAUAAACAUAGGAAGCUUGGCGCUUCAUGACAACAAGCUGACAGGUCCCAUCCCAGACAGCCUAGGGAAUUUGACAAAACUCAGUUUGUUGUACCUUUUUGAUAACCAACUUUUUGGACGUAUCCCUGAGGAGCUAGGUUACUUGGCCAGCUUAAAGGACUUGGAUCUUAGCAACAACACACUAACAGGUCAGAUACCAAAUGGCUUGGGGAAUUUGACCAAACUCACCACCUUUUUUCUCUGGGCUAACAACUUGUCUGGCCACAUCCCACAAGAACAAGGCCGUUUGAUAAACAUAGAGCGCUUGGAUCUUGAUGACAACAUACUGACAGGUCCCAUCCCAAACAGCCUAGGGAAUUUAACCAAACUCACUAUGUUAUCUCUUUUUACCAACCAACUUUCUGGCAACAUCCCUCAAGAACUAGGUCGUUUGAUAAAUUUAGAGCACUUGGAUCUUGAUAACAACCUACUUACAGGCCCCAUCCCAAACAGCCUAGGGAACUUGACCAAACUCAAUUUGAUGUACCUUUUUCAUAACCAACUUUCUGGACAUAUCCCUCAAGAGCUAGGUUACUUGGCCAACUUAAAAGACUUGAAUCUUAGCAACAACACACUAACAGGUCCCAUACCAAAUGCCUUGGGGAAUUUGACUAAACUCGCUAAAUUGUACCUUUAUAGUAACCAACUUUCUCAGCAUAUUCCUCAUGAAAUUGGCCAAUUAAAGAAUCUGGUGGAGUUGCAAGUCGCUUUUAACAACCUCUCUGGUGUCCUACCACCCGGUCUUUGUGCUGGAGGCCGGCUACAAAAGUUGACCGCUACAAACAACAAUUUGAUCGGACCCUUACCUACGAGCUUGCUAAAGUGCACUGGACUAAUAAGGGUUCGCCUCGAGCAAAAUCGUCUCGAAGGUGAUAUCUCGAAGAUGGGAGUUCAUCCGAAUCUUGUCUAUAUUGAUAUCAGUUCAAAUAGACUAUUUGGCCAACUCUCCAAACAUUGGUGUUCAUGCUUCAAACUUACUAUGAUGCGUGCCUUGGAGAAUAGUAUUACUGGAGUCAUACCACCAUGCAUCGGAAAAUUGCCUCAGCUGGGGAUACUCGAUGUCUCAUCAAAUCGACUUGAAGGACAAAUCCCACCUGGAAUUGGCAAUGUAAGAGUAAUGUUCAAUUUAAACCUCAGUAACAACUUGCUACAAGGAAGUAUACCACAAGAGAUUGGAUCUUUAAUAAACUUGGAGUACUUGGAUUUAUCAUCGAACAACUUAAUAGGGCCAAUAAGAGGGUCCGUUGAGCAUUGUUCCAAGCUUCGCCUCCUGAAGUUGAGCCGUAAUCACCUCAAUGAUGUCAUUCCUAUAGAACUAGGGAUGCUAGUAUCCCUUCAAGAUGUUUUGGAUCUAAGUGAUAAUUCAUUUGAUGGCAUAAUACCGAGUCAGUUGGGUAGUCUCAGCAUGCUUGAAGCCUUGAAUCUUUCACACAAUUUCUUGAACGGGAGCAUCCCACCAUCAUUCGAGAGCAUGAUCAGCCUAGUAUCUAUGGAUGUGUCAUACAACAAACUUGAAGGACCGGUUCCGCAAAGCAGGUUCUUCAAAGAAGCUCCAGUUGGAUGGUUCAUGCACAAUAACCAACUAUGUGGUGUAGUGAGAGGUUUGCCCUCCUGUGAAACUACUGGAAGUCAUGAACAAGAUCAUAAAUUCAAAGUUGUUUUAUUGACUAUAAUUUCUGCUCUAGUUUCUUUUGUGCUUAUCAUGGCAGUAGUGAUGGUGCUGCAAUAUAAAAGUAAGACAUCAAUUGUAAAAAGUGUGAAUGAACCACAGAUUACAAAUCUGUUCACAAUCUGGAACUUUCACGGACAAGAUGUGUACAAGAAAAUUGUUGAUGCCACGGAAAAUUUCAGCGAUACACACUGCAUUGGAAAUGGAGGUCAUGGGUCAGUGUAUAGAGCUCAGUUACCAACAGGGGAGAUAUUUGCAGUAAAGAAGGUUCAUAUGAUGGAAGAGGAUGAUAUAUUUAUUCGUGAAGUAGAUGUGUUGCUACAUGUUCGACAUCGCAACAUUGCAAAGUUAUUCGGCUACUGUUCUGCUCCUCAAGGGAGAUUUCUUGUCUAUGAAUACAUGGAUAGAGGAAGCUUGUCAGCAUCUUUGAAGAGCAAGGAAACUGCAAUUGGAUUGGUUUGGGCAAGGAGGUUAAAUAUUAUUAGUGACGUUGCCAAUGCUUUGUCUUACAUGCAUCAUGGUUGCUUUGCGCCCAUAGUGCAUAGAGAUAUAAAAAGCAGCAACAUUUUGCUUGAUGUUGAGUUCAGAGCAUGCAUCUCUGAUUUUGGUAUUGCAAAAAUACUAGAUGUGGAUGCAUCAAACUGCACAAGGCUUGCCGGAACAAAAGGAUAUCUUGCCCCAGAGCUUGCAUACACAACAAGGGUGACAGAGAAGUGUGACGUUUAUAGCUUUGGAGUACUGGCUCUAGAGUUGUUUAUGGGACAUCAUCCAGGUGGUUUUCUUUCAUCCAUGGCCAACAAAAGUACGCAACUUGAGGAUUUACUGGACAUCCGGCUCCCUCUUCCUGAAGCUGAGAUUGCAAGUGAAAUAUUUACACUGGUUGCGGUUGCUGUUCGGUGCAUAGAACCUGAUCCGUCACACCGCCCAAUGAUGCAAGAAGUAAUCAAGGUGUUCUCUACAACUGAAGGACCUGAUGAUUAUCUUGAUUAUCUGCACACUGACAUUGUCAUCCCUCCCUGCUGGUCGUGAGUGUUAUUUGUGCACAUUGUUGUUUCUUUCUUUUGAUUACAGACUGUUUGUAAUACAUUAUUUGUACGGUAGUUUGUUUUCUGCAUUGACCCCAUGUCAUGUACUAAUAUUACUAGUAUAAGGCAUGUGCUUUGCGCGCAUGCGUUGCUGUACAAUUCUAGUUACUUUGGCAUGGAAAUACAUUAAACUUGGAAUGGAAGGCACCAUAUAUGGAUUGUUAAUCUCGUGUAGAUUAUACCUAUUUUCUAAGAUUUUAUCUUGUCAACCUAUGUA